AUGAGUCCAUUGUCUCCACGAUGUUCUUAUAUUCCAAAAGAAAAAUCUCCACAUUCAAUAUCUAGUCUUGAUGAAAAUGAAAUAGAUGAAGUUCGAAAGAAGUUAGAUCAUCUUCAAUCAUUACUAAUACAAGUUAAAAAUCAACUCAAUUCUUCACCCAAUGAUGAAGAUGAUGAUGAUAAUAUGAUUGAUGAAAGAAUCUUUCCAAAUACUUCAACUGAAGUGAAUCUUUUACAGACUACUGAAAAGAAUACCGAAGAAAAUGGAGAAAAGAUUGAUGAUUCAUGUCAAAAUUUGCCUAAUUAUGCUACAUUUUCAGUGAAACAAUCACAUGAAUAUGCAGUGAGAAAUUGGUUACUAUCAAAUUUUAAUUCAUAUUUAACUACUUAUAUCGAUAAAAUAAAUAAUACAACUUCUCGAAAUACUUCAGCUGAUAAAAGUUCUGACAGUAGAACUAUUAAAUCAGCAACAAAAUCACCUGGAAACAAAACAAUUGGUAUCACUGGUCAAAAAUCUGGUUCUACACGUGGUACUUCAGCAAAAAUUGAUUUUAAUCAAGCUCAUUGGAAAAUGAGAAUAAUAUGUAAUAAUUCUAAUGACAUUAAAAUCAUUAAUAUGGAUAAUAAAAUAUUAGAAAUUAAAGCUUUAAAAAGAGCUUGGGAAGAAAUGGAACCUGGUAGAGCAAUAAGAGCUGAAUUAUCAAGAGCACGUUAUCUUGAAGAAUAUGGUCUAAUGAAUAAAUUGGAUAAUAAAACUAUUGUAGAUGAUUCAGGAUCGACGAUCACAAUUAAAUCUGAUGAUAAUCUAAUACAAAUUAUAAAAGAUCAUUCUCCAUUAGAUCAAACUUUAUUAUUAGAUCCAUCUAAAAUUUAUAUUUUAAAAUUCCCACCAGAAUUAAAUCGUACACUUUAUCCAAUUCAAUUAAUGAAUUUAAACAAAUUCUAUCAUCAUUUCAAUGAGAUUGAAUGUAAACGUAUUGAACAAGUUCAAUCUAUUAUGAAUGCUUAUUCAAUGAAUUCAUGGUUUAUUCUAGAAUAUUCUUUAAAACAAAUUCAAUGUUUAUCUUAUAAAAAUUUAAAUGAAAUUUUAAAAUUUAAAUAUCAAUUAUUUAAUGAUUAUUUAAAAAAUUUAAAAUUUAAAUAUUUAAAUUUAAAAAAAAAACAAAAUCAAUAUAAACAAAAUUAUAUUGAUUUAUUGAAAACAAUUCAAUUCGCCACUGAUGAAGCACAUUAUAAAUACUACGAAAUGUGUAUGAAUUAUAGAAAUAAUAUAAUAAAACAAUAUAAAAUUGAUAAAGAAACAUCAUGCAAUCAAACAAUGAUUGAACAUGAUAAUACAGAACCAAUUCUAAAUCAAUUGAAAAUGUAA
Messenger RNA from Schistosoma mattheei, 1368 nucleotides. The record is from the annotation of a GenBank genome assembly. Lineage: Eukaryota; Metazoa; Platyhelminthes; Trematoda; Strigeidida; Schistosomatidae.